Messenger RNA from Lepisosteus oculatus (spotted gar), 4826 nucleotides. RefSeq names its product nucleotide-binding oligomerization domain containing 1 (gene nod1). Gene Ontology annotation, molecular function: protein binding. Gene Ontology annotation, biological process: regulation of apoptotic process. The record is from RefSeq and is a predicted model, not a curated record. Lineage: Eukaryota; Metazoa; Chordata; Actinopteri; Semionotiformes; Lepisosteidae.
ACUAACCCCGAGGUUUGUCUCACCCGUGGAAAGGAAAUAAUUCUUUUUUUCACAUACUGUACAGCGUGUUUUAGCUUUAAUCUCAGUACUACCUGACAUAUUUAAGGAGGUGGUUUAUUUUUUUCCCUUUAUUUUUCUAUAAACUAUCUCCCCAGAUUGUUUUUAUUUCCUAAUCCCAAAUAUCUCCUGCUAAUUGUAAAAACUCCCUGCGGCGCACAGCUCCAGUAGCAGUAACGGCACAAUUUAAGGACCUUCGUAUUUCACUUUCGCUUGCUUGUUAGGAACGUGUACCAGGCUGUAGUGUUGUUCUUGGGGCGGUGGCGGACGACUUUCCCUAAAAUACUAAAUACGCCACAUCGCCAUUUCCUUGUCCGGACGAAUGCAGAUUUGGAGACAGCCAAAGAGCGAGUCGCCGAAGUCACGUAUGUAACGCAGAAAGGGUCAAAGAAGCGUUAAAGUCUCGGAUACAACGACCGACAGACACAAUUACUUCUGUAUUUCUUUCUGUUUCUGCCGGCCUGGCGGAUUAAGGCGGGGGCCGGAGUAAUGUAGCUGGAGGUGUUCCUAAAUUCUGCUGAUAAUCACAACUGGGUUUUCACUUCCUCACUUGAGUGAAGUUAGUUGUUAUAGGUCCUUGUCUAUGUGAUAACCGCUGCCGUCGCCCGGUUUUAAAAUCGCUGCCCCCCGAAACAUGGUCUUUGACAAAUGGGAACUCAGGACUGCUCUGCUGCAGAGAGGCCCGGUAACGGCGUGAAUACCAUUAGACUCCUCACAGUGCACCGGGAGACACUUGUCAGUCAUAUUAAGAACACGCAGUGCAUCCUAGACAACCUGCUCAGCAGUGGCUUCUUCUGCACCGAAGAUGCAGAGAUUAUAUCGCGCUUCUCUACUAAAACCGACCAGGUUCGUAAAAUUUUGGAAUUGGUGCAGAGCAAAGGAGAAGAGGCGUCUCAGUACUUUGUGCAUGUUCUGCAUGAGGCCUAUGAUGCCUAUAUAGACCUAAGGCCUUGGUUUAAAGAGAUUCAGUAUCAACCCUCUGACUCUGUUAAGGAACUACCAGUGGUCAACACUGAUCCAGUAAGCAAGUACUGCAAGAAGCUUCGCCAUGAGCUGGAACAGGACACCAAGUUCAUCACCUCCUACGCACAGAAAGAGGAGACGCUGCUGGAUGAGAUGUACACGGACACCGUGAUGGAGCUGCUGAACGAGCGCAAUGAGAACUUGGGUCACCUGGACGGCCUAGAACAGCUGUUCAGUGACUGGGGGGUCUUCAACCAGCUUGCAGAGACCAUCUUGGUCCUGGGAGAUGCUGGUGUAGGGAAGUCCAUCCUGCUGCAGAAGCUGCAGAACUUGUGGUCCACGAGGCAGCUGAACAUCCAGGCGAAAUUCUUCUUUAAGUUCCGGUGCAGGAUGUUCAGCGCCUUCAAGGAGACCGAUGAGAUUUCCUUGAAGGACCUCCUCUUCAAGUACAACUGCUACCCGGACCAGGAUCCGGACGACGAGGUUUUCCGGUACGUCCUGCUGCAUCCGGAGACCGUGCUCUUCACCUUUGAUGGCUUUGACGAGAUCCACGCCGACAUUGACACGAGGAACAUUCCAGAGGUCUGCUCACCCGAGGAGAAGACCCACCCGCUCCUGCUGCUCAUGAACCUGCUCAGUGGGAGGCUGCUGAAGGGCUGCAGGAAGGUUUUGACAGCGCGCACAGGCACGGAGAUCCAGAACAAGGUGGUCAGGAAGAAGGUCCUUCUUAAAGGGUUUUCCCCAGAGAGCCUGCGGAGGUACACUGCUCUGCACUUCCAAGAGAGGGAUUAUCAGGCUUUAGUUAAUACCCAGCUGGACGCCAACCCUCAUCUCUGCAGCUUGUGCUCUGUGCCCUUGUUCUGCUGGAUUAUCUUCAAAAGCUUCAAACACUUCCAGUCCAUUUAUGACGAUUUUGAGCUGCCCAACAUCUACAUCACCCUGACCAACGUGUUCAUGCUCAUGGCGGAGGUGUUCCUCAGUCGCCCCUCCAGCCCCAGCUUGCUGAAGAAAAGCAGCAGGUGUCAAGCCGAUACUUUCAGGACCGGGAGGGAGACUCUGAUGGCUUUCGGCAAGCUGGCCAAUCUUGGCAUGGAGAAAACUGGCUUCAUGUUCAAUCACGAUGAGGUGUCGUCCUGCGGCCUGACGGAGAAGGAGCUGCAGCUGGGAUUUCUGAGGCCUGCCAGUCACUACGAUGGCAGUGGGAACCUGUCAACCUUUGAGUUUCUUCAUGUCACCCUUCAGUCUUUUUUUGCAGCUUUUUUGCUGGUGCAGGAUGAAAACAUAGGCUCUGUGGGUAUUCUGAAAUUCUUUACUGAAUGCGAAUAUAGAAAAACGACACAUUUUUGCACCUGCCUUGGAGGCUCCAAACCUUCUACGAAAGAUCCCUUCCAGGACAACGAGCAUUUGCAGUUCACUAACCUGUUCCUGUGUGGACUUCUGUCCAAGUCAAAUGUCAGCCUGUUGGAGCACCUGGUGUCCCCAAAGUCAUUGAAGAAGAAACGAGAAGUCCUUAAGUCCUAUUUAUCUGACAGCGUGAAAGCUCACUUGAAAAAUGUGCCUCGGUUCAAGUCUGAGGAGGAAGGGAGCAAAAUACACGUUAUGCCCAACUUCAUUUGGAUGUUAAGAUGCAUUUAUGAGACCCAGAGUGAAGAGAUCGCCAAACUCACUGCCAGUGGAAUCUCAGCUAGUCACAUCAAGCUGACUUUCUGCAAUAUCUACUCGGCAGAUUGCAGUGCACUGAACUUUGUUCUGCACCAUUACAAGAAACAUAUCGGUGUUGACCUGGACAACAACAAUGUCAGUGACUAUGGUGUGAAAGAGCUGAAGGCAUGUUUCCAUAAACUGACAGUAAUAAGAUUGUCUGUCAAUCAGAUCACAGAUUGCAGUAUGGAAGUCCUAGCGGAAGAACUGAUAAAGUACAAGAUAAUCAGGGUGCUGGGACUGUACAAGAAUCAGUUAACUGAUGUUGGAGCCAAACUGGUUGCUCAGAUCAUUGAAGAAUGCCCAAGUCUCAGAACUGUAAAAAUCGGGUGCAACAAGAUUACGAGCAAAGGUGGAAGAUACUUGGCCGAUGCAAUUCAGAAAAGCAGAACUAUCUUUGAAGUUGGGAUGUGGGGAAACACCAUCGGGGACGAAGGAGCGAAGGCCUUUGCCGAAGCCCUGAAGAAUCACCCCAGUCUGACAAACCUCAGCCUCUCUGCCAACGGCAUCUCCACUGAAGGAGGAAAGAGUCUGGCUGCUGCACUGAGAGAGAACACAUCUGUCCAUAUUUUUUGGCUGGUUCAGAAUGAGUUCAAUGAUGAAGUUGCUGGAUGCUUUGCAGAAACAGUCCGAGUCAACGCUGGGUUAACCCAUCUGUGGUUAAUCGAAAACAAGAUCACAGCUAAAGGGGCAAAACUGCUAGCGGACGCUCUGCCUCAGAACGGAUCGCUUAAGGAGAUCUGCCUGAAAGCAAACCUCCUUUCCAAAGAGGAAGAAGCGGCUUUCAGCCACGAGCCGCGGCUGAUGUUCUGCUGACGAAGACCCGGCCCGGCCCAGUGACGUGACCUCACCUCACCGCGACUUGCCCAGCGUUCCCCUUCAGCAGGCAGCAGAGCGGAAAGCAGCUCUGCGAGAAACAGGCCAUGUCCACAAAGACUGACCCUGGACAGUCGCAGAAGGCCGAGAACUUUUGACUCCACAGUGUUGUUCUCUGUCAACAUUUUCUUUCACUUUUCAGACAAAGGAAAAUAAAAAUCUAAUCCACUACACUGUGUCCCUCCCUGUCCCUAAAAUCCCUGUAUGUUUUGUUUAAUUGCGGGGAAGAGGAAACUUUCAAGACGUUCUGUGUACACUCUUGAUUUGAAAUUCAAUAGUAGCAGCCUGUGUUGUCAUCAGUCUUUUAUCUUGUGACUGGGGGGGGGGCAUUGAUUUUGGAUGAGAAGGGUGGGAUGGGCGUCAAGCCAAAGAGCUCCUAGUCCUUGCGCAAUCACACUGACACAUCACAACCUCGUAUACAGCAACACCCCCUUUGUGUUCCAUUGAACCAUUAAACAUCAGCAGCAAUCAUGAAGCAGCAUUCUGGGACAGCAGGAAAGACCGGUCUUGCACGUACAGUUCUAACCUGUUGCUUUCAAAGUCGCUUCCGUAGUAAAACCUUUCUGGAUCUGCCGUCCACAUGCUGCUUUACUGCAGACUCGGACCCACUGAUCCAGGGCCGCGGUUUCGCAAUGACCGCUGUUUUUUGAAGGUGCGAUAUAGAAACCUGGUUUCGCACCUGUCAACAAUACAACAACAUCAGGGACAGAAAUAUGUGACAGGUUGACUAAGCAGAAGGUCAAGUAGUCCCUUAGUCUCAAAAUGAAACGGAGAAAAUCCGUAUUUUGUGUUAAAUGGUUUUUUUUUCUUACUCAUCUGUUCAACUAAAAAUACAUUCAAGGUGAAAGGUGCUUGAAAAGAUUUUAUUUCACAUUUAUGUACAUAUUUUACAUGAAUGGAAUGUUAUUACACAUACACCCUUAAAUCAUUAAAAAAAUAUACCAUGAUCAUCAGCUUGUCGAAGAAGUACCACAGUGCUACAUAACCAGAAUAUUCUCUUUCAACCGGUUUAAUUACAAAAUGUACAAAGAGCUUAUUUCAUGUCAGCUGCUCCAAAUUGGUGACAGAGCAUUUAACACUUCUUCUUGAUUACAGAAAGACACAGUAUUUGCCUUAAUUUGUUUUGAAUUAUCCAGCUGGUGUCACUCAUUGUUUUGUAUCAAAUCAGUAAAAUGUGUUGCAUUACCUAUGAAUAUAAUGUUAAUAAAAGGAGUUCAUGUUUUAAAGCC